GCAGCCGGCGCUGCAGGAGAACUCUGCCCUUCCCACCGCCGCAGGCAGGAAACUCCCGCCUCCACAGGCUGGGCUUUCAUGAAUGCCUCAAACCAGCUGCGAGAGAACAGCCUUUUAGCCUGUGCAAGUGAGCUGGGAUCUUAGAGGGAUUAGCCCGUCUGACAGUUGAAUUUACAAGGACUGAAAGUCCAGGUGCUGCUUUAGGGGAAUUGGAGGACGGUACAGGAAUGGGACUGUGAGUACAUGGAGAACGUGCUCUGGGGCUGCAGCUCACCCACGCUCAGCUCCACUGACCCUUUUGCAGGGGACCAUGGGGAGCAGGUGCUGAGGUCGAGUGCUGGGCAGAAGCAGUAGUGGCCUGGUGAAGAUGGAGAAUGGCACAGGAGAUGAGCAGAACCAGACUGGGCUGCCACUAUCAAGCCAGGAGCUCAUUACAGCUGAAUACCAAGUGGUUACCAUCCUCUUGGUCCUCCUCAUCUGCGGGCUGGGCAUCGUGGGCAACGUCAUGGUGGUUUUGGUGGUCCUCAGAACCAAGCACAUGAGAACUCCCACUAACUGCUAUCUGGUGAGUCUGGCCGUGGCAGAUCUCAUGGUGCUUGUGGCUGCAGGACUACCCAACAUCACAGAAAGCCUGUAUGGAUCCUGGGUGUAUGGCUACAUUGGGUGUCUCUGCAUCACUUAUCUCCAGUACCUGGGAAUCAAUGCAUCUUCUUUUUCCAUUGCUGCCUUCACCAUUGAGAGGUACAUAGCCAUCUGCCACCCAAUCAAAGCUCAAUUCCUAUGCACUUUUUCAAGAGCCAAAAAGAUCAUUAUUUUUGUUUGGGCUUUCACCUCCAUAUACUGUAUGCUCUGGUUUUUCUUGCUAGACCUUAAUACAGUAGCCUACAAAGAGACUACUGUUGUGUCCUGUGGCUACAAGGUGUCCAGGAGUUAUUACUCUCCUAUUUACAUGAUGGACUUUGGUAUAUUUUAUGUUGUGCCAAUGGUAUUGGCAACUGUCCUCUAUGGCCUGAUUGCUAGAAUACUGUUUCUGAACCCCAUCCCUUCAGAUUCAAAAGAAAACUCUAAGACCUGGAGGAAUGUUAUGGCUCACCAAAACAAGCCUGUGAAUUCCAAGAUGACUAACAGGAGUUUCAAUAGCACUAUUGCUUCUCGAAAGCAGGUUACCAAGAUGCUGGCUGUGGUUGUGAUCCUAUUUGCAUUCCUAUGGAUGCCCUACCGCACCCUGGUUGUGGUCAAUUCCUUUCUCUCCAGACCCUUCCAAGAAAACUGGUUCCUGCUAUUUUGCAGAAUCUGUAUUUAUUUAAAUAGUGCCAUCAAUCCUGUAAUUUAUAAUCUCAUGUCCCAGAAAUUCAGAGCAGCCUUCAGGAAACUCUGCAACUACCAGCAGAAACAGGAGAAGAAACCUGCCAGUUACAGCAUGGCCCUAAAUUAUAACGUCAUCAAGGAUUCCGAUCACUUCAGCACUGAGCUAGAAGAUAUUAGCAAUACCUACCUGUCCUCUGCAAAAUUGUCCAUUGGUGAUACAUGUUUGUCAUCCAAGGCCUGAGGCCCACCUUGUUCUGAGUACGCAGCCGUAUAAGACGUUUGGAUGCUCUGUUCCCACCAACUUGUAUGAAUUGUACAGACAUUUCUGCUCACAGAAUUGCAGAAGCUGCCAUAAAUGUUUACAUACCUGCCUCUGCCCUACAAGAAAAUGCAGCGUGUUGGGGAGUGAAAAGAGUGUACUAUUGAGGAUAACUGAAUGAAGUAAUUAACACAACCUAACUUUAGGCAGGUGAGGUGGCUUCAGUAGAAUACCUAAAUCCUUCUUCCCAUUAACUGGCAGAAGAGUGGUCUGUGAUCACAGAAUGAGCAAGGCUUGCCAGAACAUAUCCAUGGGCUUAGAGCAGGGCAGUGGAUGAUACUCCCAGUGGAGGUGAGAGAGAAGGAGAGGAGCUGCUCUAAUGUGUGGCUGCACUGGCCAGUACCUGGAGGACCUGUCCAACAGCCAAAACUGCUGCUGAUAGCAGUAAUUACUGGCCAGUAACUCCCUCAUCCCACAUCAGUGCAAAUCUCAUUGCAGCCAUCAUAGCAAUCAAUAAACAGGUAUCUGAUGGCAAAGGGCACAAAAUCUUGCCUUUCUUUGGUUUAUUUUUACCUUGAGCAGCGUGAAAUAGGAAGACCAUUCAAUGAAUUUGCAGCAGGGAACAAACAAAUUAAAAAGUCAGUAGGAAGCAUUUAAAAUAUCUUAUAUUUUUCAGCAGUCAGGUUUACAGAUGUAUCACUUUAAAUGUAAGUCUCAGCUAUUACUGAAUCCUGCUGGAACUUUACAGGUAUUGAAGAAUACGCAACAGGUGUUUACCAGCUCCUUUUAUCUUGGUUCAAUACCAGUUGUGUCUAAGAGCUCUAGAGGGGAUUUAGAGCUUUAAUAUCAAUAACGUCUGGGGAAAAGAGGAAAAUUCAGAUAAAAAUGACAUUUUUAAAUUUUUUUGUCUCAAGGUUUAUCUAUUAGAAUACUUUUGGUCAUAAAGCGUCAGAAGAGAAGUUAUCAUGGCUUUUCACUUGCCAGCAUAGCCCCUUCCCUGCUCUUCCCACACAGGCCCAUGAUAAGCAGCCUGGGGCCGUAGUCUCCCUGAUAUAGCUGCAGACAAAAUAACAUGUAUUGCUUUAGCAUUGCUCUAGACCAGCUCUUGUUCUUGCUAGAAGUAUAUUUUUUCACUUCUGUGCAGCAGAAGCUCAGGAAAGUGCCUGUGUAUUCCUGUUUGUCACAAACAUUUUGCACAGCUUUUGUACGUGACAAAACCUGUAAAAAGCCUAAUUCACAGAAGCACAGAAUAGGUUGAGUUGGAAGGGACCCACAAGGAUCAUCGAGUCCCACUCCUGGCCCUGCACAGGACCAUCCCCAAAAGUCACGAACCUGUCCAGUGUGGGUGAAAGAGGUAGCCUCUACAGCAUUGUAAGGCUUUCCUAUCCAGUAUUCUUUUGCCUACAUAGCCAAUUCAAACCAUUUUCACUAACAUUCAGCUCUAUUUGCAAACUUAAAGAGAGCUAAAAGUACCCUGACAGGCCUCAGAUUUGAAUGUUAAAACCGUGAACCCUGAACCCAUGUCUGCUGCAUUCAAAGGACUCUAUUGGGCACUACGGUAAGGAGGAAGCAAACAGAUUGCCCAGAGAGGUUGUGGAGUCUCCCUCGCUGGACAUAUUUAAGAACCAUCUGGACUCAGUCCUGUGCCAUGUGCUCUGGGACGACCCUGCUUGAGCAGGGAGGUUGGACCAGAUGAUCCACUGUGGUCCCUUACGACUUUACCUGCUCUGUGAGUCUGUGAUUUUGUAAACAAUCUGUAUCCUGCUCUGUCUGCAUCCUUGCUUUAACUCCUGUUUUACCUUUGCAGAGUUCCACAGGCACUUUCUGAUGCCUUUUCCUGGUCUUAAAAUCAAGAGUCAAACGUGGUUAGAAGGGAAAAAGGGAUUUUGCCUUGGU
This is a messenger RNA of Corvus hawaiiensis (hawaiian crow), 3463 nucleotides long. RefSeq names its product thyrotropin releasing hormone receptor (gene TRHR). The record is from RefSeq and is a predicted model, not a curated record. Gene Ontology annotation, biological process: phospholipase C-activating G protein-coupled receptor signaling pathway. Gene Ontology annotation, cellular component: membrane. Lineage: Eukaryota; Metazoa; Chordata; Aves; Passeriformes; Corvidae. The transcript is spliced from 3 exons. Gene Ontology annotation, molecular function: thyrotropin-releasing hormone receptor activity. The coding region runs from base 368 to 1549 and encodes 393 amino acids.